Messenger RNA from Penicillium macrosclerotiorum, 1983 nucleotides. Its product is annotated as putative C6 transcription factor. The transcript has 5 exons. Gene Ontology annotation, cellular component: nucleus. The record is from RefSeq and is a predicted model, not a curated record. Bases 1 to 1983 code for a protein of 660 amino acids. Lineage: Eukaryota; Fungi; Ascomycota; Eurotiomycetes; Eurotiales; Aspergillaceae. Gene Ontology annotation, molecular function: DNA binding; zinc ion binding. Gene Ontology annotation, biological process: DNA-templated transcription.
AUGUCGUUGGCUCAAAAGCAGAAGCCCAGUGAACCAGUUAUCGACUUUAAUGACGGUGCGCCAGAUCAUUCAUUAGGAUAUGAUACCCCACCUUCUAUCAAUGACCGCGAGGCAAAGUCACCUGCCCGUCGUACUGGAACGCUUAUCAUGAAGAACGAGGGAACCAGCUACAUUGAUAGUGCGAACUGGCGUGCUAUUUUAGAGGAGAUCCAUGGUGUCAAAGAGUAUAUUGACGAUCAUGGCGACUCCGAAGAGGAGAUAAUUGAAGAUGACCCAUAUAAUGAUACCUCGCCAGCUCUUUUACUUGGGAUCGGUAGGCCGAUGACCAAGGAGGAAUUGCUUAUGGACAUCCCGCCGCGCUCCGUCGCCGAUCGAUUAGUUUCACGCUUUCUGAAGACUUCCGAACCAGCACUAGUCAUUAUCCAUGUGCCUAAAUUUCAAAAGGAAUACGAACAAUUCUGGAAGAACCCGCAUGAUACGUCAUUUACCUGGAUUGCCCUUUUGUAUUCCAUAAUGGCAUUAUCUGUGUCUUUGUAUCACAGAAGCGAGGAGCCUCUUCCCGCGAACAUGGUGAAUCUGAUGGGUUCAUGGAAUAUCUUUCGCAAGAAAGCUGCCCAGAGCCUGCUGCAAGCAAAUUAUCUGGCCCCAGGCCGCUACAAAGCAGAAGCGCUUCUCUUGUAUGCUUUAUGUGAGUUCUACAGAAGCCAAGAUGCGCAGAUUGGGGUAUCCUAUUUAUUGGGAAUCACGAUUCGUCUGGCUAUGCGCAUGGGCUAUCAUCGCGACUCGAAACAUUAUCCCAAUCUGUCUGCCUUUGAUGGUGAGAUGCGACGACGUCUCUGGGCUGUUCUCUGCCAACUCGAUAUCUUGGUAUCAUUCCAGGUCGGUCUUCCGCGAGCCAUUCAAUCCUGGCAGUCUGACGCAGAAAUGCCAUCCAACCUAUAUGACACGGAUUUUGAUGAAAAUUGCACUCAAAUCCCCCCGGCACGAUCAGAGGAUGAGCGGACUCCAUGUCUGUACACAGUGGCAAAAGACCGAAUUAUGAAAGUAUUUGGGCAGAUCAUCGAUUUGGCCUACUCAAACGAAGGAGUAUCGUACGACGAGAUCCUGCAAAUUGACCGCCGCCUGGAGGAAGCCCAUGAUUCAUUGCCUCCAUUCUUCCAGAUGCGACCCAUCGGUCAGUCUAUCGCAGACCCAACAGACCUGGUCAUACGAAGAUACACGCUAGAAAUCCUGUUUCAAAAGUGUCGGAUCGUGCUGCAUCGCCGUUAUAUGACUGAGCACAACAGCAAAUAUGCGUAUUCACGAUCAGUCUGCCUGGUUGCUGCCAAGAAGACACUUCGGCAUCAUGCUGAGAUUUGGAGUGAGUCCAUGCCAGGAGGACAGCUGUAUGCCGAGCGGUAUUUCAUCAAUUCCCUUCAGAACACCGACUUCUUGGCCUCAUCGAUGAUUCUUUGUCUUGCGCUUGCACAGGAAAGUCAGCAUGAUAAUACCGCUCGCUUGGAGCCACAAGAACGCAUUGAACUGGUCCGCCUGCUGGAAAGCACUCAUCGAAUUUUCGAAGAGGCGCGGCAUCGAUCCGUCGACACGCAAAAGGCCUUUGCCACAAUAAGCAUUAUGCUUAGAAGAGUAAAAGGCACUGAUGUCAAUAAUUUGGCGGCUGAGAGCAAGAGGCUAUCAGCUUCAGAGAAUGAUCAAUUGGCAUUUCAGCCGGCUCCGGAUCAACAGCAGCAGCAGCAGAUGUUUAAUGGGGUAGCCGCCAGUGGCAUGCAGGGCUCAAUGUAUAACACUGCCGAGACUCCAUCCUAUUCUUCACUAGAUGUGAUAGGUGACAUGCUAAAUACACCCGGGCAACUGGACUGGCGCUUGUACGACAGCCGAGUCUUUGGAUACGAGACCGCAAACCAGGAAACUGCUUGGGGGCCGCCUCCUGUCCCCACCGAAUCGUCUGGAAUGGACUUCGACCCCUAUUCCGCCAACCUCUAG